Molecule: messenger RNA, 834 nt
Organism: Camelina sativa (false flax)
Lineage: Eukaryota; Viridiplantae; Streptophyta; Magnoliopsida; Brassicales; Brassicaceae
Source: RefSeq, a predicted model, not a curated record
AUGGAUCCGGUGACCGGAAUCCUAACAGAAAGACCAAUCUCAGAAGAGUUUCAUGAUCAGCUUCCGAUUUCUUGGAUGGUUCAUUGUGAUGGAAUCAUGCUCUGUAUAUGUAGAUAUUGGGCACGAGGAGUAAGUAACGUCCGUCUCGCAGUUUGGAAUCCGUUUUUGAGGAGAAUCAAAUGGAUCGAACCAUCGGUUGAUUACUGGUUUCAUGAUUAUUUUGGGGUUGGAUACGACGACGAUGCAUCUCGUCACAACUACAAAAUCUUGAGGUUUGGUUCUCUGUCGUAUUCUCCCACUGGUGAUACAGAUAGAGUUUGUGAGAUCUAUGAAUUCAUGUCUGGUGCAUGGAGAGGUAUUGAUGCUGGGUUUGAUGCGGAUAUAGUUAUGGAGUGGGAAUGUGUGUCUGUCAAGGGCAACAUGUACUGGCUUGUGUCCAGGGCAACCCGAUUAGAAUGUUUCAAUGGAGAUAGACUCUCUUUCUUAACACAAGAUGGACAAGGAUCAAGAGACAUUGAUGCGGUCGUUUCGUUUGCCACUUAUUUCAAUGUCACUACUGACCCUGGCCUUGGCCCUGCUCUACUUCCGCGGUUACGGUUCUAUACUCGUCCGGGAUAUUCCAUCGGCAAGCACAGAAAUAUUAUGGCAUGGAGUGAGCAAACUGUAGAAGAAGAAGAAGAUAAUUGGGUUUCUGUCUUCACUUUUUACGAAAUUGAUGAAAGUGGUGUGGUAUCAAGGGAAAUUGAGACUAGUAGAAGAGGAUGGGAUAAAUACAGUGGCCUGCCAAUCUGUAGCUAUGUUUAUGUUCCAAGUCUGAUUCCGGUUCCAGAAUAA